CGAGUUGAUCUGUCAAAACUUCUUUUGUUUGGUGGCAUACAUACGAUUUUCUAAAAGCUUGUAGAUGGUACAAACACAUUUCAACUAGGCUAGUAUCAGCGGAUUUGAGCAUUAAACAGAGACAAAAGACAGGUACCUUGCAGCAAUGAGUAGUGUGGAGGAGCUGGGCAAUCAGGCUUACCAAAAAGCUGUUUUCGGGGAUUUCAAGGGUGCGGUAUCCAUCUUAGACAAAGCAAUUACAAAGUUCCCUAGAGAUGCCCGUUUGUAUAAUAACCGCUGCUAUUGCUACUUUCGUUUACAGGAUUAUAAAAGAGCAUUAUCUGAAGCAGAAUAUAUGACAAGAGAAUUUACAACCUAUUCUAAAGGUUAUUUUAGGAAGGCAGAAAUUUAUAUAGAACUUAAGAAAUAUACGGAGGCAGAGACUGUGUUAAAUGAAAUUUUAAAAUUAGACCCCGAAUGUGAAGAGGCGAAAUUCCAACUUUCAGAAGUGCAGAUAAUGCUGCUAUGCAAAAAUGGCAAAUACUCUGUCCAUGAUGCUAUUCGGGCACUACAGCUGAAUGAAUACAAUACAUCUCAAGCAAAGCGGUUUUUGGAAAUAGGAGGUUUGAAUGGUGCCAAUUCUUAUAAUAAGAAUGACAUCUAUUAUUCUGAUGAAGAAAUUGACGAACCAUCAACAUCAGGCGCAGCUGCCAAAGUUGUAGAGGCCAAUGAAUACGACCCAUAUACCGACCCUAGCAAUCCAUUUGAUAGCAGCUCCAUCUGGGUUGGUAAUGUUACAAAGAAGAUAACACAGGAGAAACUUAAACCCAUAUUUAGCAAGUAUGGAAAGAUUAAAGGUGAAAUUAUCGUACAGCAUCAAAAUUUCUGUGCAUUUGUCAACUAUACCGAGUCCAAAAUGGCAGCUUUGGCUAUGAAGAAGUUCCCACAAAAUUUUCCUAUGGAAGAUACUGCAUUGGUAAUCCGCUAUCCCGAUAACGCCAAAUCAAAUCAUAUGAUGUUGCGUGGUAAAAAGAAUGGUAUAAAAAUUAAGUAAAGCAGUGUUUCCGUUAUAAUCGCCCUGGAUAUAAUUUAAAAUCUUCCUUCAAUUGUAAAUGGUUUGUGUUUGCGAGAUUGAUUUCACUUAAGUUUCACCCCUCUACUUCAGGUGAAACUUCAUUUUUUUCUUUAUUUUUGGCUAUUUAUAUUAUUUACAAAAACUUUUGUCAGUGAACUAUACAGUCAGUGUGUUUGGAUAAAAUAAUUCUUAAGUGUGUAAUUGUUUUAUUUCGGUUUCUAUAAGUAGUUUUAUAAAUUAAUGUUGUUAAAUAAAUAUUGUAUUUUAUUCAACUUUGACCAAACGCUUGCACCAGAAUUUUAUUGAUUUAGGAUUGUAAAGGGUUUAGCAUUUUUGCAACAAUGUCUAGAUAUAUAUGUAUAUAUUUUUUUUUGUAUAAUAUUCAUGUUACCUUCGGAUUUUACAAGUUUAACAUUUAUCACUUUGACUCGUCAAUUACUUCAUGAAAAUCUUUUAGGCAGACAUGAACAUUUUUGUUAAGAAAUUUAUACUGAAUAUAAACAGAAUGCUUUAUUCAAUAACAAAAAAUAAAUCUACAAAAAUAAACCUAGCAGGUAAUGUUAUCAAAUUAUGGGAAGCUGAACACUUAUAGGCACAUAUUACUAAUGCUGUCACUAAACAGGAGAAAAGAAAACAUAAAUUCAAAUGUUACAAUUUAGUGUAACCAUGACCACUCGUUAUCUUUUUAUAUUUACAAGACACAAAAUCAUAGUAAACCGAUUUAGGCUAAAGUGUUUUAUUAUGUCAAAUAAGCAGUAAAAUUUCUGUUUGCUCAAGUAGACUUAAUGGUAUUUUACAAUUUUAGAUAUCAAUACACAAUUCAUGUCAAAAAAUUCAAUGUCAAAUAAUUCAAUGUCAAAAAAUUUAAAAAUCUGUGACUAAGUUUACUUCAGUUAUCAUUAUUGUACCUCUAUGUGACGGCAUAGAGGAUACAAGCUGUUAUGUCACCAGGGUAAAAUAAUUUUCACUAAAAUAUACAUUAAGUAGCUUCUUUGUGUGUAAGUUGUAGAUCAGAAGUCUAAACAGAAAAGGUUCAAUAAAAUUAGCUGAAGUUUGGUUAAUUCACCUUAACGCACUGCUUCAAAAAGACAUUAUAUUUCUUCAGUAGGCUCUCAACCUACAUAUGAUAGAUAUUUUUUUACGGGCACAUUGCACUUCUAUAAUACUUAAGUAUUGAAAAGAUUUUUUUUUUAGAAAAUUGUAUAUAAAUAAUGUAUAUUAAACAGUGUUGUAUUGUACAACUAAGUUGUGUUUACUCGCCCUGUAUAUUUGUGAUUGGUAAUGUGGCAAAAAGUAUUGUACACCCUUCACCAAAGUAGGUGUUUACGAUACUGCGAUGAGAUGUAAUAUACUAUUGAAGCACUAAUUUGCAUGUUAAGUAGCUUAUUUAUAAUGUUGAUUUUGAACCCAAAUAGUUUGUAAUACUAAAUUGAAAUAAUUUUCUGCCUCCUCAUCCGUAGUCCAAAAUAUGAAGCACCAAAACCAAGAAAUCACUUUCAAUAAGACAAUACGAAUGAAAUAAAUAUUUUGACUACAACGGAUAGUUGUUCGUCCAAACAAAAAUCAAUUUUGUAUGAUCUGGUCCUUUCCGAUAAGCUCUUGAUUAUCAAUUUAAAUUGUCAUGCCAGGAAAUAUAUGUGUAUAUUAUCUGUAGAGUGAUUAUUCAAAUACUGGUUAAUUUUUUACACGAAAUAUUCAUAUAAUGUUCAUUGCUUCUUGUUGUUUGUGUUGUUUUACCUGGUUCAAAUAAAACAAGUUAUCUAUUAAUCUUAAUGUUAAGUUUAUUGUCAUUUUGAGAUUAUAGGGUGAUUUGGUUAUUAAAAUUCCGUAGGUUUCAUUCAUUAACUUCCUUUUGAUGAUUGCACACCAGUUUAAUUAAAAACUCAACUUGCCUCAACACUUGAAAACAUUUAAUUUGGAAUUUGUUUAAAAGUAAAAGUGUUGUUGGACCUAAUAACUAAUAACGUACAUUUGAUUUGUAAUUAAGUUUAAUUUUGUAUAAUGUGUCCGAUAACUUCCCACUAGAAUACUAGUAAAACUUAAUUAAGUAGCAAAUCUAUGGUGCAUAUUAUAGGCUACAUUAAUUAUUUUUAUAACAAACUGUUGUCAUAAACUAUAUUCCAAUCAUAGUAUUAUUUCAAACUAGUUGCUUUACAACAGGGUAAAGAUACAUAAGAAAAUGAUGUGGAUUUUUAAAUCCAUUAUAAACAAAUUACAGAAUGUACUUCCUUUGGACCGGGGACCCUCCGCGAUUGCGGACCAGCAUAUUCCGCUAUAUUAGCAUGACACACCUAACAACAUACCUAUAGAAUUAAUUUUUUUUUCUUUUUAAAUGAUUAUUUAUUACAGAGUAAGGUGAAAUUCAAUUCCUGUAAUAAAUUGUGCUUCACAGCCUUACCUGAUUUUACCGUAUUGGUUGCUGGAUUGUAGAUGAUACCAUAGACUAAGCAACACAAGGGUAUGUUUUAUCUAUGACGAUACUAGGCCUACUGUUUUUAUAAAAAAUGAACUGAAUUUUAUUUUAAGGUAUAUUGAUGAAUUUCUGUUUCGGUAAACAGAUUUAUAGUAUGAUAGUCGUAAGGAAAUUUCACUUAUUCAUUCCUUUCCUUUUAUUGUAAUUAAUUUUGUUUUAUCGUAAAUCAUAAACCUUAAACAAGUUUUGACCUGAAAGUUUACAAACAAUAGACAUUUCACUGUAAAUAUUGUGAAUAUGUCCUGUUUCAACUAUAUUUUUGUAUUGACAAGUUUAAUCUUAAUCAGUGGUGAUUUAUAGAUUAAGUGUUACUAAAAAUUGUAUUGUUCUUGUAAAAUAAAUUACACCUAAAAAUGUUA
Messenger RNA from Macrosteles quadrilineatus (aster leafhopper), 3886 nucleotides. RefSeq lists its product as uncharacterized. The record is from RefSeq and is a predicted model, not a curated record. Lineage: Eukaryota; Metazoa; Arthropoda; Insecta; Hemiptera; Cicadellidae. Bases 146 to 1033 code for a protein of 295 amino acids. The transcript is spliced from 7 exons. Gene Ontology annotation, molecular function: protein binding; RNA binding.